AUGGGAUACUAUUUCACUCUUGAUUUCACCAUCGCUGGAUUGCCAUACAAGCUGAAUGUCGACACCGGCUCCAGUGAUAUUUUCAUCAAAGGGGAAUCCUCGCCUGGAAACCCCGCCGUCAAAUACAGUUGUCCUGAGUGUCUCAAGAACAGUGAAGAGAUAAGUAUUGGCUAUUUGGAUGGAUUCCUCGAAACUUAUAAGGCUACCUUGGAAGUCAAGUUUGGAUCCCAUACCUUUAAUGAAUCUAUUCUUGUCGCUUAUACAGCUCCUAAGACAUUUGAAAAUGCUGAGGGCUUGACACAGGGCCUUAAAGGAUGGAGCGCUGAUGUGAUUAAAAACAAGCUGGCAUUAAGAAUUGUGCAAAACUGCCAUAUCACCUUGAAAGACGUGGUCGUUGGAGAGUCCCAAAAGCUUCCCCAUGCCAUCGAUUUCCAAAAAGGCACAAACCUCGUCCUUAAGCACUCUCGUGUGUUUGUCUGCUGGAUCGCAGCUGGUAUUGCUAUGGGAGUAUACGAUAAUGUCAUCAGGUUCACAACCCAGCGUAAGCAAUUCGGCCGUUCUAUCUCAGGGCAUCUUCUGAUGUGCAUCCGCAUCUCCAAUCUUGCUGACGAGGGCAAGGUCGAGCUGGGCCAGAUCGCAGGAGCUAAGGCUUGGGUGACUGAAAGGGGAAGAGAAGUGUGCAGGCUGGGAAGGGAGAUCUGCGGAGGCAAUGGACUUUUGCAUGAGAACUAUGUGAUGAGAGCCAUGGCAGAUAUGGAAGCUGUCUACACUUACGAAGGCACCUACGAGAUCAACACACUUGUUGCUGGCAGGGACCUCACUGGACUCGCAGCCUUCACCAAAUGA
Molecule: messenger RNA, 846 nt
Organism: Nymphaea colorata (pocket water lily)
Lineage: Eukaryota; Viridiplantae; Streptophyta; Magnoliopsida; Nymphaeales; Nymphaeaceae
Product: acyl-coenzyme A oxidase 4, peroxisomal
Exons: 3
Coding region: 1-846 (281 amino acids)
Biological process (GO): fatty acid beta-oxidation
Cellular component (GO): peroxisome
Molecular function (GO): acyl-CoA dehydrogenase activity
Source: RefSeq, a predicted model, not a curated record